AUGCCUCUCCUUGUCCGCCCAGCAACCGAAGCCGAUAGCACCAGGAGUGGCAUAAUCGGCCGAGACGCCUUUCGCGACAUCUUUCACGAGUCCCUUUUCCCUCCACACCUAGCUCACAAGUCGGAAACCGGCGAUCUUGAACUGGAUGAGGCGCAAUGGCGCACCACGAGGAACCUGAGGCGCAUACGGGAUGGCCAGCCAACAUUCGUAGUUCUCGACGCUGCUGAGGACGCGAGCACUGCCGAAGAAGUUGUUGCAGUCGCGCACUGGCAGCCCCCUUUGCAAACGCCGCCGUCAGCAGCUGCAACCUUCGCAACCAAGGACCCUGUGCCUGGGUCGUUGGACUUGAAGAAGGCAGAAGAGAUUUUCCGGGUGAUGACGGAUGAAACAACGAAAGUGCUCGGGCCAGACUGGCACGAGAACACGUGGUUCCUCGUGCACCUCGCCGUCGAUCCCAACCAUCAGCGCCGAGGUAUUGGGAAGAUGCUUGUGCGGUAUGGGCUUGAUCUGGCUCAAAAGGAUGGGAAGGACGCUUUCUUGAUCAGCACCCCCGCGGGUCGAGGCAUGUACCGGUCCGUGGGCUUCCGAGACGUAGGGGAACCCUUCCCUAUCUGUGGCAUUCCUCAUUACCCGAUGAUGUGGACCAAGCCGGACCCAACUCUGGUUUAA
Parathielavia appendiculata is the source of this 669-nucleotide messenger RNA. Its product is annotated as acyl-CoA N-acyltransferase. The record is from RefSeq and is a predicted model, not a curated record. The transcript has 2 exons. Gene Ontology annotation, molecular function: acyltransferase activity, transferring groups other than amino-acyl groups. NCBI's taxonomy places the organism in Eukaryota, Fungi, Ascomycota, Sordariomycetes, Sordariales, Chaetomiaceae. The coding region runs from base 1 to 669 and encodes 222 amino acids.